This is a messenger RNA of Lobosporangium transversale, 1989 nucleotides long. RefSeq lists its product as hypothetical. Gene Ontology annotation, cellular component: cytosol; nucleoplasm; centrosome. The record is from RefSeq and is a predicted model, not a curated record. NCBI's taxonomy places the organism in Eukaryota, Fungi, Mortierellomycota, Mortierellomycetes, Mortierellales, Mortierellaceae. The coding region runs from base 1 to 1989 and encodes 662 amino acids. The transcript is spliced from 3 exons.
AUGAAAUGUAUCGGUUAUAUACUGAGGAUUCAAACCGUCGAUAAUACAUACACUAUUCAUCGCUUAAUUAUUGCUUGUGCCUCUCAUACCAACGACAAUGACCUUUGGAAUAGGCUGAGUAAAUCUAUCUCAAAGCAAACAAUUACCGAGGCCUGGAACAAUCUGACGAUCAUUCGUGAAAAAACACCUUGGUCCAUUAGCUCCGAUGGUUCUAUCAUCCCUGCAACGGAGCCGAAUUCUUUAUCUGGAGACAGAAACAACCAUCGCAUCAAUAGGGUUAUGGUCCCGGGAAGCUUCUCAGAUCAUAUCAUCCAGAUUAUCGAGAAAGAACUCAGACCUUGCUUUACGCAUGUCAAAGCACAAAAACUAGUUGAUCGUGCCAAAACUACAAUCACUUUACAUCAGGAUAAAAUAAGGAAAGAAUCAGGACGAAUGGUUGAGGACAUUAGCAAUAACAGUGUUAUACCAAGUUCAAAGAAUGGGAAUGGCUAUAUAACAGCUGGUGAAAAUAGAGAAUUGCUCAUUCCCCAUUCACAACAGCGAUCAAGGCAACCCAUCGCUGCCAACCAAAACCGUAUUUUGAUCGCUCCUGUGACAGACACACCAAAUGAUGAAGAGGAAAACUGGGCGGCUAUGGAUACCGGCGAAGAUGAAGGCCCUUCAAUAACUUGUGUGAGCGGCUCAAGCGGCUUGCCAUCUCAAUCUAGGCGCUGGGACAAAACGUUUUUGGGAUCCGUUCCUGUUGUGGAAUGGUGCGCCCAGCAGCCGAUUCAAGAUAUGAAUCGAAUUCAUGAGGUGUUUAUGCUCCUUGUUGGACCUAUCUUAGCCAUGACAGACUCAUUACAAUACCAAUACCGAAUAAGAGGGUUAGAUAUGUUGACAAGAUUCUUAAUCCAGUAUCAUGAUCAGGACUACCAUCAGAAGCAGCCUUCAACCGCGGCAAAAGCAAAAACAGGGACACCACAAAUGGAUUCCAAGAUUUGGAUCAAGAUUUUUACUCGUACAGGUUUAGACCAGGUUUUGGAACGCUCCUUGAAGCCACUACUGGUCCCUAUACAAGCAGGGCUCACGUUGACGCCACAACAGCAGCAACAGGAUAGUUUACUCCCGAUUGGAGACAGUGAGGAAUUAGAAGCGAUUUCGGCAGCCUUUAGGGCGUAUUUAACUUUAAUCCUCGUGAACACUGAGCCAGCUUACAAGCCCGUAUCAGUCACUGAUGAUUCCUAUACAGUAUCUCUCAAAGAAUCGAAUAAGGGCGGACUGACGGUUGAGAACUUGUUUGUUCAUGCAGUGUUAGCGAGUUUCCGUAGAGCGAACCCUUCCAGAGAAUACAAAACCGUGGUGUUGCGAUGGGCAACUGUUUUGAUCCAACCAAUUAUUUCAUUUGAUUUUAUUCGGGAAGAGCUUGUAUCAAAGGAUGGAUACUCUCGGCAGAGAAAUGAUCAGAAAAAACAUAAAACGCAAAAUCAACAGAGGACUAACCCGGAAAAGGGUUCUUUCAGCCUCGAAGUGUCAAAUUCGGAUAUUCCGCAACAGAGUUUCCAGGGAAUAUAUGGCAUGGGUAUUAUAACAAUCAAGUACCUCCCAACAUUAAUCCCAUACAUUUGUGGCAUUUUGGAUCUUUAUUUCCCGUCCUCACCUCCUGAGGAACGCAUUAAGAGCUUGGAUCUGGCUUGGAUAUCUUCAAAGGCCUUGUAUAUGAUCAUGCUAGUUUCAAAGUCAAGAAUCCCGCGGUAUCGUGGCAAGAUUUUAGCGGCUCUUGCGAGCUGUUGGGCCAACUCUCGUACUUAUUCUGAUGCUCUUUCCUCAGAAUCUCUUAAAGAUGCUCAAGCUCGUCUGGAUCAAAGUCUUGUCGAUGCAAUGGGGCUCAUCAAACAGAUAUGUCAACCUAAAAUCGCAGAGGAUGCACAGAACGGACUUGAGAUAGACCUUAAAGUACUUCAGAACCUCGACCCUCCUGUCUUUAACCCUCUUUUUGUACCUCAAUGA